This is a messenger RNA of Ruditapes philippinarum (Manila clam), 835 nucleotides long. RefSeq names its product corrinoid adenosyltransferase MMAB-like. The transcript is spliced from 9 exons. NCBI's taxonomy places the organism in Eukaryota, Metazoa, Mollusca, Bivalvia, Venerida, Veneridae. The record is from RefSeq and is a predicted model, not a curated record. Bases 82 to 771 code for a protein of 229 amino acids. Gene Ontology annotation, molecular function: corrinoid adenosyltransferase activity.
CAGAGAAGAGCGAGAUCACACAUUAAACUCUUCUCAAAGGAGGUAGCUGUCAAAAAUUGUAGAAAAAUUUGGAGGUGAAAGAUGCGAAGUUUUGUCAAUGUUUUCGCAAAACUUAUUCAAUGUCAUCCACAUUUAACAGCAAGAAAUGUUACAAAUAUACAUCCAAAAUGUAUGUAUGAAUGUAGAAGAUUUAUGAAAAUUUACACUAAAACAGGAGAUAAAGGAACUUCAGCCACUUUUACUGGGGAAAGAAGAAGAAAAGAUGAUAUUGUUUUUGAAGCAUUGGGUAGUACAGAUGAGCUUACUUCUGCUAUAGGGUUAGCAAGAGAAUAUUGUAAAGAUGCUGGGCAUCCAUUUAUAGACCGACUAGAGGAGAUACAAUGUAUACUUCAGGAUGUUAGUUCAAAUAUAGCAACACCAAAAUCCUCAGCCAGGGAAUCUCAUAGCAAUCUAACUGAAUUUAGUGUGAAUUAUGUACCUACAUUAGAGACUUGGAUAGAUGAGUAUACUCAACAGUUACCUCCCUUAGAAAAUUUUAUAUUGCCUUCUGGUGGAAAGAGUGCAGCAUCUCUUCAUUUAGCUAGGUCAAUAUGUAGAAGAGCUGAGAGAAGAGUAACAACAGUUGUUAGAGCAAGAGAGAUGGAUACUGAACCAAUGAAAUAUUUAAAUAGACUCAGUGAUUUGUUGUUUACAAUGGCAAGAUUAGCAGCUCAUUUAGAAGGGGAAGAUGAGAAAAUUUACAGAAGAAUUCCAUCAGAACCAAAGACAUAAAAUCUGUGCCAAACUUUACAAGUGUUUUUUUUAUACAGAUUUAAUAAACUUAUGCAAAACUUAA